This is a messenger RNA of Diabrotica balteata, 2491 nucleotides long. The record is from the annotation of a GenBank genome assembly. Lineage: Eukaryota; Metazoa; Arthropoda; Insecta; Coleoptera; Chrysomelidae.
GUCAAAAUGACGGUUUUUAAUCUAUAAUUAAUAAAAAUAAAUCAAAAUUCACGUAAAAAGUCACUAAUACCGUAAGCUCUUAGUAAUUAUUAAUAAGAUAAAUUUGAUGUUUCAGCUCUUCAUUAUACAACCAUAACUACCAUAGAUCCAUCCAACUAGAAAAUGUCUUGCCUUACAACAUCAAGUUUUCCCUCUUCGACAACCUCCAGUCUACCUCUUAACAUUGGUGCUAGCAAUUCUUCGGAAUCCCCAAUAGAUAAUUUUAUAUCGGACAUUAUUUCGGCUGUGACUAUAGAAGAUAGUUCGGUAUGUGGGAAUUGCGAAGAAGGCGCUUCUGCAUUUUCAAAGUGCAUGGAUUGUAGUGAAAUAUUGUGUGACACAUGUGUUCGCGCCCAUCAAAGAGUUCGCCUUACCAAAGACCAUCGAAUAUCAAAAUUUGCACCUUCAGGUGUUUCAGUUUCUCAUUCCGUAGGCGGUGGUUCCUUGGGAUCAUCCUCGCAGAUAAGUACGAGUCCUUGCAAUAAUCUUGCCAACAAUUUGUGUGAUAAUCACAGAGAACCUCAUAGGUUAUUCUGCCAAACAUGUAUCAUUCCUGCUUGCACUGAAUGUCUCUUAGAAGAACAUUGUGGCCAUCAACUCAUUUAUAUUGAAGAUGCAAUAGAAUCGGCAAAGACGACUCAUCAGAAGUUAAAUACAGAGACGCGUCAAGCUAUUAGUGCAAUUAGGGAGGCGAUUGACAAUGUAAAAAGAAUGACUGAGAAUGUGGAGUUAAGAUCUAUUCAGGCUGCUACUGAAGUAAGAAAUGUAAUGCGGCGAUAUAUAGCUGCUUUAGAAGAAAGAGAAAUCGAACUCCUACAACGAAUUGAUCAAACACGUCAAAUAAAAGGUAAAUUACUCAUGUCUCAAGUGGAAAAUCUUCGAAUGGCCUUAUCAAAAUUAUCCUGCAUUUCCGAUAUUUUAAAUGAAUCUGUAGACUCAGCCAAUAGUUUCGACCUAAUAGCUGUAAAUGAAAAAGCUGUGAAUGAACUCAAGCAAAUCCGUGCACUGAGACCAGAGCUUAUACCUUGUGAAGAUGACGGUAUCAUGUUCCUACCGCCAGAUAAUGGCUUUUUGCGUGCAAUAUCCUCAAUAGGCAGUCUAACCGUUAAUUCCUCUUUAAUGUCUUCCAGGGUAGUUAGACCUCCAGUCAUUAAAGAACCGCAGCUAUUCGUAAAACUUCCACGAGAAGUAAAAGAUGAACCGCUUAGAAAUCGUCCUAUAUACGGUGCUAAUCAUGUAGUAGCUAAAGAUACCGGUCCUUUACCAACAUUGUCAUUUGGCACCGAAGGAGAGGCUGAUGGUCAACUUUGUAGACCUUGGGGAGUUUGUUGUAAUCAUUUGGGAAACAUAAUCGUAGCGGAUCGAAGCAAUAAUCGCAUACAAAUAUUUAGUCCUACUGGCAAGUUUUUGUUUAAAUUUGGAAGUCAAGGAACAGCACCUGGACAAUUUGAUAGACCUGCAGGAGUAACAGUUAAUCAUCAUGGCCACAUAAUUGUAGCUGACAAAGAUAAUCACCGGAUACAAGUGUUUAACUCAGAUGGGACGUUUAUUUUAAAAUUUGGAGAAAAAGGAACAAGAAAUGGACAAUUUAACUACCCUUGGGAUGUUGCCUGUAAUUCCUUAGGACAAAUUAUUGUAUCUGAUACCAGAAAUCAUCGUAUACAACUUUUCACCGGUGAGGGAACUUUCUUAAAUAAAUAUGGCUUUGAAGGAUCUUCGACCAUGUGGAAACAUUUCGAUUCGCCAAGAGGUGUUUGUUUUACACCAAAAGGUAACAUAAUUGUGACAGACUUUAACAAUCAUAGAUUGGUUGUGGUGGACCAGCAUUUUCAUCAAGCACAAUUCUUGGGCCAAGAAGGUUCUAGUUUUAAACAGUUUUUACGACCUCAAGGAGUUGUUUGUGAUGAUGAAGGUAAUAUAGUGGUAGCAGAUUCAAGAAAUAAUAGAAUACAAGUAUUCGAAAGCAGUGGAAACUUUCUAUGGAAAGUCGGACGCGUCGGUAGAGGUCCAGGAGAACUGGAUAGACCCAGUGGCAUUUGUUUAAAUCCUGAGGGUCGAAUUGUGGUUGUGGAUUUCGGAAAUAACCGGGUACAUGUGUUUUAGAUUAAUUUUAUUUUUGGCUAGGCCAAAAUUUGUUUUUCUUUUUCUAAGUUUUAGCAAUAAGGUAGAUAAUUGCUGAUGCACUUAUUUCAUGUUUUUAAUAUAUUUACGUAUUUGGUUGGUCCAUAUAUGGACAGUUUUAUGUAUUUAAAAAUAUGAAUACAUAUAUGUAUUUUAUAUUCUACAUUCUCUUUUAUGAUACAUAUAAACCUAAAAUGGGUUACAGCAAACUACCUCAUAUACUUCAUUUUUCAUGCAAAGAAAAUAUAGAUUGUAAUGAUUUUUAUAUAUGCCAUAUUAUGGAAGCUCAAAUAACUGCAUCUAAAUGUAUCUGAUACUAAAGAAAAUAUUA